AUGGAAAAGCUUGCCACAGAGCAACAAAUCAAGUCGCUUCUCAUCCGUGAGCGAUACUAUCGCGACACCUGCCAGUGGGAGAAAUUGCGUGGCAGUUAUCACCCAGACGCUUCCCAGACACAUAUUGAAAUCUCAUGGUUCCAAGGCGAUAUUGAUGGAUUUGUGGCCGGCUCGGAGGGUAUGACGACAGGUGGAACGGGUGCAAUUCAUACGAUCUGUCCCGUGGAAGUACAUGUAAAUGGAAACAAGGCUAUGUCGGAGUCAACAGGGUCCAUAUCCAUUCGGUUCAGCUUCAACGGGGUGGAGUAUGACUGUGUGUCCUUGACUCGCUUUAUCUCCCGUUUGGAAUAUGUUGAUUCGGAGUGGAAGUUGUUGACUCUGGAGGCAAUUUAUGAUCGAGACUAUAUCACCCCAACGGUUCCAGUCUCAGCCCCUGUGGAAAUUCCUUUGCUGAAAGAGGGCAGAGCCAGUUAUAAGUGUAUUUCAUGGCUUCUCUCGCAGAAGGGCUUCAAGAUCAAACAGGAUCUCCCCGGUGUUGAUGAUCCUGCUAGUUGUAACAAAUUGAUGGAGGAAAGCCUGAAUUAUUUGCACUGA
Penicillium waksmanii is the source of this 594-nucleotide messenger RNA. RefSeq lists its product as uncharacterized. The record is from RefSeq and is a predicted model, not a curated record. The coding region runs from base 1 to 594 and encodes 197 amino acids. Lineage: Eukaryota; Fungi; Ascomycota; Eurotiomycetes; Eurotiales; Aspergillaceae. The transcript is spliced from 2 exons.